AUGACUACCCCCACAGCCAUCAGCACAAAUAAUUUGAUCUCAUUGGCAUCUCAGAAUAAGAUCUGCACUGCCUUUGGAGUGAAAAUUUGCCGAGGGGUUGAAAUUGUACAUAUUGCAAAAGCCUCUGGUUAUGACUCUCUUUUCAUUGAUUUGGAGCACACCUGUAUGACUCUCCAAGAAGCGUCACAAAUAUGCAUCGCAGCAAUCUCGGCUGGAAUAACGCCAUUUGUCCGUGUCCCCCACCAAUGCGGAAGUGGAUUUAUUCAAAGAGCGCUUGAUGUUGGUGCUAUGGGUGUGAUUAUCCCCCACAUUCAUGGAGUCGAUGACGCCAAACGUGCCAUUCAGACCACCAAGUACCCUCCCAUGGGUAAGCGUUCUUUGAGCGCAGGUUUCCCUCAUUUCGAAUACGCAUCUCCCGAACCCAACCUCUUAAUGAAGGAAAUGAACGACUUUGGUUCUCUAUGCUUCAUUAUGAUUGAGACCGCAGACUCCCUCGCCGCUGUUGAAGAUAUUGCAGCAAUUCCUGGGUGUGAUGUGCUGCUUGUGGGAUCUCAAGAUCUGACCUCCGAGAUUGGAACUUUUCCUGACUGGGACCAUCCUAAGUUUUGGGAGGCCCUGAUGGCUGUUGGGAACGCAGCCAAGAAGCAUGGAAAGUACAUGGGCAUUGCUGGCCUUUAUCACAGAAAGGAUAUUCUAGACAAGGUUAUCAAUGAGCUAGGAGCAAGAUGGAUUGUCGGUGCUCAUGAUGUCGGACUUCUUUCCUCAGGUGGCCGCGCGAAUUCAGACCUUCUUAGAAGCCUACAAGCAAACUAG
This is a messenger RNA of Clonostachys solani, 813 nucleotides long. The record is from the annotation of a GenBank genome assembly. NCBI's taxonomy places the organism in Eukaryota, Fungi, Ascomycota, Sordariomycetes, Hypocreales, Bionectriaceae.